CCGUGUUUUCCCGCCUCCUCCUCGCGGAGGUCAGACAGUGGAGGACAGGAACGGGACCCGGAAGCUGCUCCGGUUCUGGUUCUGGUUCUGUUUCUGUCUGUAAUCCGGUCCGAGCGGCACCAUGAGCAGCGGACUGUGUCUCAGAGUCCUGCGGGGAUCCGGCUCCGCUCCGGCAGCCUCCUGGAGCCGGAUCCUGUCCAGGUCCGGACCCCGCAGAGGGCUGUCCGGGUCCGGGUCCGGGUCCGGGUUCGGGUCCGGGUCCGGAACCAUGAACGUGUUCAACAGGGAGAUGAAGAAGAGGCAGAAGAACUGGGCCUCCUCUCUUCAGGACGGACACCAGUACGACUACCUGAGGGACGAGGUUGGCAGUCGAGUGGCAGAUCGGGUCUAUGACAUUGCGAGGACGUUCCCUCUGGCUCUGGACCUCGGUGGGGGCAAAGGUCACAUACGGAUACAUCUGUUUCAGGAGGUGGUCGAGCGUUUGUUUCUCACCGACGGCUCCGAGGAAACUCUGAAGCAGAGGAGGAAGAGCGAGAUCCCGACUCGGUGCGUCCUCGCUGACGAAGAGUUUCUGCCGUUCAAAGAGAACACCUUCGACCUGGUGGUGAGCAGCCUGAGCCUGCACUGGAUUAACGACCUCCCUGGAGCUCUCAAACAGAUCCACCAGGUGCUGAAGCCGGACGGCGUGUUCAUCGGGGCGAUGGUGGGCGGGGAGACCCUGUACGAGCUGCGGUGUUCCCUCCAGCUCGCAGAGACCGAGAGGGAGGGAGGAUUCUCCCCCCACGUCUCCCCCUACACCGCCGUCACCGACCUGGGCAACCUGCUGGGCCGGGCCGGCUUCACCAUGCUCACCGUGGACAUUGAUGAGGUUCAGGUUCACUAUCCAGGAAUCACUGAGGUUAUGACUGAUUUACAAGGUAUGGGUGAGAGUAACUGUGCCUGGAACAGAAGGUCACUUCUGCACAGAGACACCAUAUUAGCAGCAGCUGCUAUUUAUAAAGAGAUGUACGGGAGCGGAGUACGGUCCAUCCCCGCACCUUUCGAGAUCCUCUCAUGAUUGGGGCUGGAAG
Morone saxatilis (striped sea-bass) is the source of this 1070-nucleotide messenger RNA. It is a transcript of the gene ndufaf5, whose product is annotated as NADH:ubiquinone oxidoreductase complex assembly factor 5. The transcript is spliced from 10 exons. Gene Ontology annotation, molecular function: S-adenosylmethionine-dependent methyltransferase activity. Gene Ontology annotation, cellular component: mitochondrion. Bases 122 to 1057 code for a protein of 311 amino acids. Gene Ontology annotation, biological process: mitochondrial respiratory chain complex I assembly. The record is from RefSeq and is a predicted model, not a curated record. NCBI's taxonomy places the organism in Eukaryota, Metazoa, Chordata, Actinopteri, Moronidae.